CGGAAUAACACAAAAUUAGCACACAUAACCUAAGUACAAUGGUGUCCAGCCACUUUUCUCUGACAGCCAUAAUUUCAAGAUCCAAAUAUUGCUUAUUGAAAUUUGUUUAUUUCAGAUCUAUGAAACAAUGUGUUUCUUCAGUAUAAUUCUGUCAAAGUCAUUUGAAUCGUGGAAUCCACUUUGAGGUUGGCAGUAAAUUGGAACUUGCCACCGAAGCUUCUAGUGGAUAGUCUCGAAGUAGCUAAGGACUUCUGGUCAACUCUGCUUGUGAUAUACCAAGAAUCAAGAUACUCUAAAAUAGCUCAAUUCAAGAAUUGCUCAGAAGUCGAAAACUUUGAGAUAAAGGGUUGUGGUAAUUUGGAUUUCUUGAUUAAAUUCAUCUAAAAUGGGUAAAGGAGGGGGUUGUAUGCCAACCAAGAACAAGUUUCCUAUAAAUGAACCAUCAGCAGAGAGACCAGUGAUUCAAACUGAUAUAACAGGGUCAGAAGCAGAAUGGUCCAAGAAGUUGAGAAUAUUCAUUGUGUUUUAUUCAAUGUAUGGACAUGUUGAAACAUUAGCUAGAAGGAUGAAAAAAGGGGUUGAUGGGAUUGAAGGUGUUGAAGGGGUUUUGUAUAUGGUUCCUGAAAUUUUGGCACCAGAUGUUUUGGAACAAAUGAAAGUCCCCCCAAAAAAUGAUGACAUUCCAGUAAUAUCUGUGGAUGAACUGAUUGAAGCUGAUGGAUUCUUGUUUGGAUUUCCUACAAGAUAUGGAUGUAUGGCAGCUCAAAUGAAGGCAUUUUUUGACUCGACCGGGAAGUUGUGGAGAGAACAGAAGCUUGCUGGAUUGCCUGCAGGGUUCUUUGUCAGUACUGGUACACAAGGAGGUGGGCAGGAGACCACAUCCUGGACAGCAGUGACUCAAUUAGCUCACCAUGGGAUGCUCUAUGUUCCAAUAGGAUACACAUUUGGUGCAGGAAUGUUUAGAAUGGAUUCAAUAAGUGGAGGUUCUCCCUAUGGAGCAGGAACUUUCUCCGGUGAUGGUAGCAGGGAACCUAGUGAGCCAGAGUUGGCCCUGGCUGAGCACCAGGGCAAGUACAUGGCAAUGACAGUUAAAAGAUUGGCUCAGUAACAUUCCUUACCACCUGCCUGAUAAUGCCAGUUUUAGAAUUUGAAAAAUGUCCAAUUUUCCCCUAUAUUCAUUCUAUAAAAUGUCUUAAUUUUAAGUCAUUCAUACCUUUGUAAUUAAGCAAAUCAUCUUUGCCUUCAACAAAGUUCCCCGGAUGAUAAGGUAUCAAUUUACCUUUCUACUUUUCACUUUACUUUAAACUUACCUUGAGUUCGAUCCGUUAGGGGUGAGAACGGCAAAGGUGUGGAUGCCCUUCAAAAGUAUAUCACAUUAGUAAACUCAACACCUUCCAUAUAGUAGAAUUGUAAUUUUAUCCUGCUUUAGAAACACCCUACAUGUAAUUUUUAUCCAUUCCUAAACGAAUGUAUCAAAAUCUGUGUGUUCAUGUUUUUUUUCUUUUAUUAAUUUGAUCUUAGAGGGGAGGGGAGGAUGGAAUUUGAAAGCCAUGACGCAUGUAGAAGACUCUAGAACCUUCUAGUUUUGUGGAGAAGACUAGAGAAUUCCCUAGAAUUCUCUAGAAUACUUUAGAGCUUUGUAGAAGACUUUAGCAUAUUCUAGACAAUCUAGAAUUCUCUAGAAUAUGGACUAAAGUGUAGUUAGGGGAAGGACUUGUAUAGUAAAUUUUAUUUACACAAAGGCCCUUAGGAUGUAGUAUAAAUAGGAGGGCCAUUCAUUUGUAAAUCAUCCAACAAUCCAACCAAGUAAAGUAGUAAUACAAGGUUCCUUCUUCUAAAGUUCUCUUUGCCCUUUCUAAGUCUUUAGGCUUACUUGAGCUUACAAGAUCGUGAAAGAGGUGUGAGUAAGUUGUCGAGUGCCGCACGGAGUACGAGCAGAUUCUCUAGGUCCGUGACACUACGCUCUGUAAUUAUCAACUAUGGAGAAUAAUUAAUUAUCUUUGUGUGAAAGAAUCCAAAAAGAAAAGACGAGCUCAGAUUGGAUAUUUCAAGGCGGACGUAGCCCAUCUCUCAAAAAUUGAGUGAAUGGGCCUGCCUGUUUUGACUAGUCGUAUGAAUAGAACAAGGAAGGGGCUUCAUUGGAAUAACACAAAAUAAGCGGACAGUAUAUAUUAGAUGCAAAACCUAAGUAUUAAGGGAAGUUGGAUUGUGUUCAGCCACAACAAUAAUUUCAAGAUCCAGCUUAUUGCAAUUUCUUCGUUUUUAUUUGUUCUUCAGUCAAUCGAUACAUGUGUCAAAUUUGCAAAUGACAUCGUUUUCUGUCUAUCCUCAAUUCACAUGAUUUGGGAAUGUCUCUUAUUAAUUUUAACAGAUUUAUCGUCUUCACUGGUAGGUAUAACUGUUGCUCUGCUGCAUCUCUUCAAGAAUAACAUAUUAUGAAUCUCCAGUGUACCAUUCUACCCCUACUCGAAAACAUCCAAGUACCUGUGAAUGAGAAAACACAAACACAUAAUUAGUAAAAUCGGGAGAAGAGAAAGCAUGUGUAACACAGUUCUAUGAACCACAUAGUAAAAACAGGUAAGGUCUAUUAUUGAUUACCAUUUUUAUUCUCGAUGCUUUGAUCUAAAUACAUUUAGGGUCUGUUUGGUUACUGAUUCUAACUCUUAUUUCUUAAUUCUCAAAUACUCAGUGUGUUAAAAUUUAUAAUACUCAUUAAAAUAAAUAACACAUGAAAAGUAAAGAAAUAUCAAUACUCAUUAAAAUAAAUAACACAUUAAAAGUAGAGAAACAUUUUUCCUUUCCAUCAGCUUAUUUGUGAUCCGCUUUUAGCUCAGUGGUCCUAACAAGGCCUGAUAUUUUAAAUGAAAAAGAUUCAGAAAGUAAAGUGACAUCUUGUUAACAACAAAGAAGAACAACAAAGAAGUAGGGAGUGGGAGAAGGAAUUACUCUUUCUCUUUAGGGAUGAACUGAUUCAUCGAGCUCUGUGAAAUCUGAAAUUUGAUCAGUUGCUUUGAUUGAACCUCUGAUGCUUGGCUUUUCCUGAAGAAAAACUAAUAUUUUAAAUCUCUCCAUCUCCUCUUCAUGCAUUCAUAGACGGGAUAUAUCUGCAUAUGUUGGUGAUGGAGGACUGCUUGUUGUGAUAUUGUGUGACAGAUAUGUGUAUAUGUUGGUGGUUGAGGAAUUUUCUGCACCUUUUCAAACAUCAAGUAAUAAUCUCUAACCAGUGAAGCAGGAAAGACUCAAUUAGCCGAGGUACUAACUGUCUCAAAUAGCUGAGGUACUAAAGUCGAUCAUUUUUGUCUUUACGGUUUAGUUUCGAUUCAGCAGGUUUAUAUUACUGACAUAUACUACUAAUGUAUAUUGGACAUGGAAACAUAGAAAUAGAAAAAUAGCACUGGCACAGGUGAAAACACAGACAGGCUCCGCACUCCGCUUUCUUCUCAUUUGAUACACAAAAAUUAACUCAAUGUCGGCGUAUGUGAACAAUCGUAAUCCAACACGGACAAGUAACAAAGUAGCUUUGCACUUUGCGUUCUUUUCAUAGAAAAAUAUAGCUCAAUAUGAGAAAACGUACACAAAAAAUUGCUGCACAACACUCAAUAUCUUGUCAUGUAUGAAAAACACAGUAAAAUUGCACAAAUUCAGACAAGUAAAUGGAUAUAGAGAGCGACUUUGCACUUGGCUUUCUUCUCACAUCAUUACACGAAUACAUACAACACAACCUAAAUAUGCAUUUGAAUAUAGUAACCUGUAUAAAUGUGUAUGGAUCCAAAUUAAUUUUGACCGUAAUACUUUUUCA
Molecule: messenger RNA, 3799 nt
Organism: Solanum pennellii
Lineage: Eukaryota; Viridiplantae; Streptophyta; Magnoliopsida; Solanales; Solanaceae
Product: probable NAD(P)H dehydrogenase (quinone) FQR1-like 2
Exons: 5
Coding region: 386-1108 (240 amino acids)
Molecular function (GO): NAD(P)H dehydrogenase (quinone) activity; FMN binding
Source: RefSeq, a predicted model, not a curated record